Messenger RNA from Dreissena polymorpha, 837 nucleotides. RefSeq names its product epidermal retinol dehydrogenase 2-like. The transcript is spliced from 3 exons. The coding region runs from base 44 to 475 and encodes 143 amino acids. The record is from RefSeq and is a predicted model, not a curated record. Gene Ontology annotation, cellular component: lipid droplet. Gene Ontology annotation, molecular function: oxidoreductase activity, acting on the CH-OH group of donors, NAD or NADP as acceptor. NCBI's taxonomy places the organism in Eukaryota, Metazoa, Mollusca, Bivalvia, Myida, Dreissenidae.
AAUAUUUCAUGAAUUUUAGACCAUCAAAGCCUUUUUGCCAGAGAUGAUCAAAAGAAACCACGGUCACGUUGUAAACAUUGCAAGUUCCGCUGGAUUGAUAGGAGUUAAUGGCCUUGCAGACUACUGCGCGAGUAAAUUUGCAGCUGUUGGGUUUGACGAGUCCCUGCGUUUCGAGCUGCAGUCUAUGGGACGGACGGGAAUUCACACCACUGUUGUCUGCCCCUUCUUCAUCAGUACUGGAAUGUUUGAGGGGGCAAAGACGAGGUUUCCCUUUAUUCUGCCGGUUCUGAAACCAGAAUUUGUUGCUGACAAGAUUGUGGAUGCUGUUCUGUGUAACCAGACCAUGUUAUGUCUACCCAGAAUCCUCUAUGUCUUCUUCGCACUCAAAGGAGUGUUGCCUCAUACCUGUCUGCAACUGCUUUGCGACCACCUGGGGGUUAACAAUUUUAUGGAUGAAUUUAAAGGGAGACAAUAGUUUGACAUAUCCAGUGACAGAGUGACUUCCCUUUCUACAAAAGGAUUUAUUUUAAAGGGAGAUUAUAAGUAAAUGUUAACAUAUUCAGUGGCAGAGUGAUAUCCCAUGUUAUGCAAAAAUAAUUGUUGUGAUUUUAUUUAAACAUUUUGUUACAUUAUUGCUUUCCAAUUUGCAAACUAGGGUACCAUAAAGAAUUAUCUGCCCUGUUAUGUUAACAUUGAUUAUUUAUUUUGUUAGAUCUCUGCUAUUUGAUUUCGAAGCUAGAAAUGUUAUUCACCCAUGACAUAUGAACAAAAAAAGAAGAUAAAUGUAUGUGUGAAUGUUUUAGGCGCAUAUCAUAAAAAUAAAAAUCAGCAAGAUUA